This is a messenger RNA of Anastrepha obliqua, 522 nucleotides long. RefSeq names its product ctenidin-3-like. Lineage: Eukaryota; Metazoa; Arthropoda; Insecta; Diptera; Tephritidae. Bases 1 to 522 code for a protein of 173 amino acids. The transcript has 2 exons. The record is from RefSeq and is a predicted model, not a curated record.
AUGGUGGACAGCAAGGAGGAUUUGCAAGGCGGAUUUGGUGGUGGCCAAGGAGGACUAGGAGGUGGCCAAGGAGGAUUUGGUGGUAGCCAAGGAGGAUUAGGAGGUGGCCAAGGAGGAUUUGGUGGUGGUCAUGGCGGACAACAAGGAGGCUAUGGCGGCGGUCAAGGCGGCUACGGUAGUCACGGUGGUCGUGGUGGUGGCCAUGGUGGACAGCAAGGAGGAUUUGGUGGUGGCCAAGGAGGGCUAGGAGGUGGCCAAGGAGGAUUUGGUGGUAGCCAUGGCGGACAGCAAGGCGGAUUUGGUGGUGGCCAAGGAGGACUAGGAGGUGGCCAAGGAGGAUUUGGUGGUAGCCAUGGUGGAUUGGGAGGUGGCCAAGGAGGAUUUGGUGGUAGCCAUGGUGGAUUGGGAGGUGGCCAAGGAGGAUUUGGUGGUGGCUACGGCGGACAACAAGGAGGAUUCGGUGGCAGUCAAGGUGGUGGCUACGGUGGCAGCCAAAGUGGUCGCGGCGGUGGACAUUAUUGA